GUUUAAAAGACGUCUGUUGAGGUCGAACAGUGGUAGUCGAACUCCACCAGCAGUACGAAAACGAUGUUCACCUUGAAAAGGAACGGCACCCACUAGGAUUAGUUAGUGGGCUGAGUUGUGCGCGCAUCGAAAUCUCUGGCGCUGUGACUUGUCAAAAACGCUGUACAAACCCCCCAAAAAGGAAUAAUGAAAACGACCAUUUCGGUGGGAAUUUGCGUGUUGUGUUGCCUGGUGGCGCUGAUUGCUGCCGAAGCUUUCGGAUAUCAGACCAAUCGCGAUAAAUAUUCGACGGCUGAAACGGCGGAGGUAUCCAAAAAUGAGCAAAAUUCAGUGAAACCUGCCGAUCACGGAUCACGGAGUACAAAUAGUGUGGAACACGUUUUGGAGUAUGUGCCUGGGGAUUUGAGUCAAGUGAACGAGCACCAGCAUGAGAAGAGAGAGAUACUGACUCAUCCUAGUGGAGGUGACAUUCCUCUGUUGGAUACUCAGCAGCACCUCCGCGGACGCCGGCUGCCUUUCUACGUCGACGAACCUCGCUAUGUCGUAAUUGGGCGACCGUCACUCUUCCAAUCGAACGGGGGAUUUUCCUUCAUUCCGCAGCGCGGUCGCAAAUCGGACCCUCCACAGCCAUCGUCGAUUUCCGCCACAGCCCUGGAGAAGCGGGAACUCUCGAUCCAACAGAUGCUCCAAGGAAGUGACUACUUCGUUCCGAACCGUGGCAAGAAGCGACUUAGCAGUGGGAUCUCCAAGAAGAUAAAGUUCGACGACAUUCUCGGAUCGGAUGAGCUGUUCAUUCCGAACCGGGGCAAGAAAGAACUGUUUGAUUUGUUUCCAGCUAUGACCAGGGGUAGAAUGCUCAACGAUUUCCAGCCGUACCUCAGCAAGAAAAACGUCCUGAACACCAUCCAGAACGUAGGCAGCAAGGAAUCCGAUUCCGGGGGCGAACUGUUCUACCCGACCCGAGGCAAGAAGAACAUCCUGGAAAAUCUGGCGCAAAGCCAGGACACGUUCUUCUCGUCCCGUGGCAAAAGGAAUCCACUGCUGCUUGCCGAGGACGAAGGCCUGAGUCCGUGGGAAUACCUGGCGGGCGCAGAUGACGACAGCAGUUACGAUGCCGACCUGCCGCCCCUCGAUAGCUAUCAGUCUAACAAGAUUAUCACGUAAAGACACGACGGCAUCGACCAACUGAAAGCCAUAACGGGGGGACUGACGUGUGUGUGUUUCAUGAAUUCAUUAACCAGCUUGUUGUAAAGAAAUUAGGUUUUCAGUUUUCACCCAGAGAAAGACGGUAAAAUAUUCAUAGAGGAGAUAUUUCAAAGAUUGAAAUAAAAUCAAAAAAUGCAAAUGGA
Messenger RNA from Aedes aegypti (yellow fever mosquito), 1349 nucleotides. RefSeq lists its product as uncharacterized. Lineage: Eukaryota; Metazoa; Arthropoda; Insecta; Diptera; Culicidae. The transcript has 2 exons. The record is from RefSeq and is a predicted model, not a curated record. Bases 187 to 1164 code for a protein of 325 amino acids.